AUGGAGCACCCGGACAUUGCCAGCCAUGACUCUGAUGGCUCGGGCUCGUCAGACGAGUUCCCCGGUCAAUAUCCCAUAAGAACCAAUUCAUCCUUCGGCGAGGGUUUUGACGGUGCCGUUCAAACCCCGGCCACCACGAUCACUUCCUCCCCUCCAUCUCACCCUUCUAGCGUCUCUUCAUGGUCCAGUACUCCGACCACUCGUCCUCGUGGGAGUAGUGUUGGUGCUGGCGCUAUCCUCGACAAAUCCGAUGGUCUCGCUAUGGCCGGAGAAUUGCGACCUCAGCGCCCGUCGGCACCGGCGAGAACCCCAUCCAACACAUACGCCCCCCAGCGACGACCUCCGCAGUAUAUUAGCCUCCAGAAUGACCGCCAGCGUGCAUCAUCGACCAAGCGGGCCCCGCGACGCGAUCCGAAUGCGCAGUAUAGGGCCCAGGAAAAGGCCUACGUUCAGCGGAUCCGGGCCAAUCCGCAGGCCUGGUAUCACCACUUUGACGAAGCCCAAAACAAUACGAUGGUAGGGGACGCAGACCUGGAAGAUCCAUCACCAUCCUCGGAAGUUCCCUUCGAAGACGACUCGUACGACCCCGAUACCCAACUGUUCCUCCCCGACGAUAAUCUUCCUAGCAUAGAAGAACUCAAGAACCCGAAAAAUCAGGAACGCCUCGAGUGGCACUCCAUGUUAGCUUCCGUCCUGAAAGGAGACGUGGUCAGACAAGAGAAACAGCGACUGCUCGGCUCCACUGAAUCGACGCGGUCGGCUGCCCUCAGUCAUGCACUUUGGAUCGGCGUUAGAGCGAGAGCCUGUGGACGAAGCAUCGCUCUCCAAAGGAAACUCAUUGAGGAUGCACGGAGUCAUCUUGGGCCCAUCAUCGAAGAUAUCAUCAAUUUCCAGAUUAAAGGCGAGACCGAAAUCGGUAAGGCGCCGAGGCAGCAAGUCGAAGAUGUUGUGGAGAAAGUCGAACGCUGCGAGGCCCUCUACUCCGCGCACAAAGAGAUGGAAGCUGCAAACCCUCGAGUCGCAUCCGAAGAGUUUGAGUCCAGUCGUGCGGCAAUUUUCGCCUGGCAUAACAUCACGGCCCUCAUCAAUACUGAGCUGGCCGUUUUGCAAAUUGGAAUCAAGUCUGCCAACAGCGAUUUGUCAGAUGACUCUUCAUUCUUAGAUCGGAUCAUGAAGGAGGAUGGGCUGAAGACACUUCAGGGUCAGCGGAGCAUGCUGUAUGGCAUUGGUGAGGUCAUUCAAAAAGCAAAGAGUACUCUGAUCGAGAAUGCGGAGGCUUUUGCAACCCGCCAUCUGCCUCCAUAUAUUGAAGAGCUUUUGACUUUGAUCAAUUUCCCAUCACGGCUGAUUCAGGAAAUCAUUCGCGUUCGACUAUCAUACGCCAAGAAUAUGAAGGAUCCUGCUCAACAAUCCCCCAUUCUUGUGGAUCAGAUGAUUUCACAAUUUCGAAUGUUGAUGACUGUCGCUACUCAGAUCAAGCAGAGGUACCUCGACAUCUCAAGGCCCGAGCCUGGAUGGGACCUCCCACCAUGUGUCGACGAAAACUUUGAUUCUGUCGUGCUGGAUGCCAUGAAAUACUAUUUCCGAUUGCUGAAUUGGAAGUUAAAUGCAAACAAAAAUACGUUCAAGGAAGCCGAAAUUCUUGAACAAGAAUGGGAGUUUUCUUAUCUGAUCGGACGACAGCUUAUUGCCGGCGAUAUUGAGGUGGCCGAGCAAUUUAGUGCUUUGACCGCUAAAUCUCUGCAAAGAUUGAUGAUCCAUUUCGAACGCGAGUUGGUCCCAAGGCCCAAUGAAAGCGUCGCAGAUAUGGACAAGCGAUACAAGAGUAUCCUGGAUUCUACGCGCAUUCGUCAACGAAAACUCUAUCGAUUCUCGCGUUUCCUGUGCCAACUAUUCGAAAAUGCUACCGAGUAUAACCUGACUAUUGACAUUGCCUAUGAAUUUUUCGAGGCGUUAUUGAUCUCAGACCACUUCCUCGUCACAUCUCCCUCCUCUGUUGGCCAGAAGGGAGUAUACUUGAUCGCGCAUCAUUCAUUGUGGAACCGCCCAUCUGACAUUCAAGCCAUCCUCGCCACCUCUUUCCGUGAAGAUGACAUUGCACCUGACGCACAUAUCCCGUACGUGCUUGUCAUUCGUCCAGAGAAGCCACUGGCGUGGGCAGGCAAGGAGAUGCAGGUGGAAAUCCUAGAACAACCGACUGAUGUGCGCCUGGGCAAACUUCGUCUUGUUGUAGAAGGCAUGCAAGAGCGUCUGGGGAAGGCACGAGUCGAGUUGGCCCAGCUCACCGGCAUCCAACUCGACAUGGCCAUCGAACAGCGAGCUAACCUGGGUCGUGUGAACGUGGAGCUGAACAAGAUUAAGAAAAUCUCUUUCAAGUUGUCCAUGGCGAUCAUGGACAGCGUGGCUGUGAUCAAGGACCAGCUACGUGAGAAGACAUGGGAAAACAACGAUCUGAUCCAGGCUUGCUACGCCUUUGCAACUGAGUUUGGUAAACGUUCUUCCAACUACGUCGACGCCAACCGUCGCGCUAUGAAUAGUGCUCGAUUGGUUGAGCUGUCUCUCGACUGGGUAUCUUUCAUCUGUGACGACUGCGACGCGGCCGAUCGAAAGACUUUCAAGUGGGCUGUCGCUGCUCUUGAGUUUGCAAUGGCCAUCACCUAUAGUCGCCACCUGCUUUCUUUGGACGAGGAACAGUUUGGUCGUCUUCGACUGAAGGUCGCCGGCUGUAUGUCACUUCUCAUCUCCCACUUUGACAUCAUGGGCGCCCGAUCAUCUCUCGCGGCCCAGGCGGAGAAGCAGCGUAUGGAGGAGCGCGCCGGGGCUCGAAAGAUCGGUGCAGGCCGUAUCAUCAGCGAUGAAGAAGCAGCCAAGCUUGUUCGCGAACAACGGUGCCAGCGUGUUCGGGAAAUCGAAGAUAGCCGAGAAGAAACCAAGCGUCAAGCCUUGGGCAAGGUAUUGGAAGGGUCUAACGAGGCCGAUCGAUCCUUGACCGUGCUCUCCUCCUCUGCCACCAACGUCACUUUGCGUUGGCAGCAGGGCCAAUUCAUCGGUGGAGGUACCUUUGGCUCUGUCUAUGUUGCUAUCAACUUGGACAGUAAUUAUCUGAUGGCAGUUAAAGAGAUUCGUUUGCAGGAUCCCCAACUUAUCCCCAAGAUCGCGCAACAAAUUCGCGACGAGAUGGGUGUCCUCGAAGUGUUAGAUCACCCUAACAUUGUGUCCUACCACGGUAUCGAGGUUCACCGAGACAAAGUCUACAUUUUCAUGGAAUAUUGCUCCGGUGGCUCGCUCGCCAGCUUGCUAGAGCACGGCCGUAUCGAAGAUGAAACAGUCAUCAUGGUCUACGCCUUGCAACUUCUCGAAGGUCUUGCGUACUUGCAUCAAGCAGGUAUCGUGCAUCGUGACAUCAAGCCGGAGAACAUCCUCCUCGACCACAACGGAAUCAUUAAAUACGUCGACUUCGGUGCCGCCAAGAUCAUCGCUCGCUCAGGACGCACUGUGGCCCCAGUGGACGGUCCCAGUGUUCUCGGAAAAGACAAUCAACUUCCAAACCAGCGCAAGAAUCAAAAGACCACCACCGGAACCCCAAUGUACAUGUCCCCGGAGGUCAUUCGAGGCGAUCUUCCCGACCUGAACAAUCGCCAGGGCGCUGUAGAUAUCUGGUCAUUAGGUUGUGUCAUUCUAGAAAUGGCUACGGGCCGCCGCCCAUGGUCCACACUCGAUAACGAGUGGGCGAUCAUGUAUAAUAUCGCUCAGGGUAACCAACCCGAUCUACCCACGCUUGACCAACUCAGCGAAGUUGGCAUUGACUUCCUGAGCCGCUGCUUCGAAUGCGAUCCCCUCCGGCGAUCCACUGCCGCUGAACUCCUCCAACAUGAAUGGAUCGUGUCCAUCCGUCAACAAGUGGUUGUUGAACCGCCUACCCCCGGCAGCGACGCCGGUAGUUACACCAGCUCAAGCUCUGUCAGUCGACAGAACUCGAAUUACAUGUGA
Molecule: messenger RNA, 3990 nt
Organism: Penicillium maclennaniae
Lineage: Eukaryota; Fungi; Ascomycota; Eurotiomycetes; Eurotiales; Aspergillaceae
Gene: sskB
Exons: 3
Coding region: 1-3990 (1329 amino acids)
Biological process (GO): stress-activated MAPK cascade; protein phosphorylation
Cellular component (GO): cytoplasm
Molecular function (GO): MAP kinase kinase kinase activity; ATP binding
Source: RefSeq, a predicted model, not a curated record